UUUGAAAAAAGGUUGAUGAUAUUCGCUCUUCCAGACCCACCUUUCACCCACACACUAACCUCCUUUCCCCCUCUCUCUCCAAGUGAGGUUCUUACCCUCAUUACCUCUGCCCGUCCUACCACCUGUCCUCUGGACCCUAUCCCCUCAAACCUCCUUCAGACUAUCACUCCUGAUAUUCUACCAUUUCUCACCCAUCUCAUCAACCCUUCUCUAACUUCUGGUCACUUUCCAAACAGUCUCAAGGAGGCAAGAGUAAACCCUCUCCUGAAGAAACCCACUCUCAACCUGUCCGAUGUUAUAAACUACAGGCCUGUCUCUCUCCUCCCAUUCCUGUCUAAAACACUUGAAUGCACUGUCUUCAAACAACUCUCCUGUUAUCUCCAUCAGAACAACCUUCUGGAUCCGCACCAGUCUGAUUUCAAGACAGGUCACUCCACAGAAACUGCCCUCCUCACUGUCUCUGAGGAACUGCACACGGUUAAAGCAGCCUCCCUCUCCUUUGUCAUCAUACUUUUGGACCUGUCUGCUGCAUUCGACACGGUGAACCAUCAGAUCCUCCAUCGCACUCUCCAAGGACUUGCAGUUUCAGGCUCAGCACUUUCCUUCCUCACCUCAUACCUCAAAGGCCGCACCUACAGGGAUGACAAGAGGAAGAAGAAAAAGAAGAAGAAGAACAAGGAUGACCAGAGAGAGUAUGUCUGGGACAGUAUUAUCCUAUGUCACGAUGAUCAACUGGAACCCAAUAGUGCAGAUGGUAGUAUGAUAAGCGAGGACUUCAACUCAUCGGAUGACGAGGAUGACAAGGAGAAAGACAAGAAGAAAAAGAAGAAGAAGGACAAGAAGAAGAAGAAAAAGAAGAAGAAGGAUUGUUCUUCAUCUUCAUCUGACAGUUCAUCGUCCGACAGCGAGGAUGAAAAUAAAAAGAAGAAGAAGAAGAAGAAAAAGAAGAAGAAGAAGAAGAAGACGACGAAGGACUCCAGCUCCUCUUCUUCAGACAGUUCCUCCUCUUCAUCAUCCUCCUCUGACAGUGAGGAUGACAAAAAGAAAAAGAAGAAGAAAGACAAGAAGAAGAAGAAGAAGAAGAAAAAGAAAGACAAGAAAAAGGAUUCUAGCUCUUCAUCUUCUGACAGCGAUACAGAUAAGAAAAAGAAGAAGAAGAAGAAGAAGAAGAAGAAGGACAACAAAAAGGUCUUCAGAUCAGUGGAUGAAGAGCAAAAGGAGCUCUGCUUUGUUCUUUCAGCAACUGACGGUGAGUUUGCAGGACCGUGUGCUGAUGGAGAUAAGAAGAAAGCUGCGGACAAGGCCAAGAAAGAGCCUAAAGCAGCAGGAGAAGACAAACUGUCCGAUUCAUGUGCAGAGGGAGCAAAAGCAUUCCCUGCUUGUAUUGAGGAUGGCAACAUGAGUGAUGAUGAGGGAGAAGGAGAGAAGGACAAGGAGAAAAAGAAGAAGUUGAAGAAGAAGAAAAAGUGUUCUGGUUCAUCUUCAGACAGUGAUGAUGAUGAGAAAGACAAGAAGAAGAAAAAGAAGAAGAAGGAAAAGGACUCCUCCAGCUCCUCCUCUUCUUCAUCAUCUGAUUGCUCAGACAGCGAAGAUGACAAGAAGAAAAAGAAGAAGAUGAAGAAGAAGAAGGAUAAGGAUGCCGGCUCUUGCUCCUCUUCUUCUGAUAGUGAGGAUGACAAGAAGAAGAAGAAGAAGAAAAAGAUGAAGACAAAGAAGAAGAAGGAUAAGGAUUCCAGCUGUUCCUCUGAUAGUGAAGAGGACAAGAAGACAAAGAAGAAAAAGAAGAAGAAGAAGUCCUGCUCUUCGGAAGAUAGCUCCUCCUCUUCCUCUGAUAGUGAUGAUGACAAGAAGAAAAAGACCAAGAAAGUUAAGAAAAAGAAGAAGAAAAAGGACAAGAAGAAGAAGAAGGAUUCUUCUUCUGAGUCCUCAAGCGAUUCUUCUAGCGAUGAUGAUAAGAAGAAAAAGAAGAAGAAGAAGAAGAAGAAGAAGAAGAAGAAGAAGAAGAAGAAAAAGGACUCCGAUUCUUCUAGCAGUGAUGACGACAAGAAGAAGAAGGAAAAGAAGAAGGACAAAAAUAAGGACUCCAGAUCAUCUGAUAGUUCCUGCGGCAGUGACAAGGAAAAUAAAAAGGACAUGAAGGACAAGAAGAAAAAGAGGUCAGGAUCAUCCGGAAGUGAAAAUGAAAAGAGGGAAAGCCCUCAUGGUGAGGUAACCGGCGAGCCAAAAAUGGAUGCUUCUGGCUCCGGUGGGGGCAGACUUUCAGGUCCCAGCGGCAGCUUCUGCAAGCCAGCCGGCGCUCGUGUUGCUCCUGGUGUUGCUCCUGGUGUUGCUCCUGGUGUUGCUCCUGGUGUUGCUCCUGGUUUUGCUCCUGGUGGGGCUCCUGCUCCUCUUCCUGGUGCUCAUGCCGUCUCCUACGUGUCUCUCCCAUCCAAACCCCUUGUGAAGCUGGAUCCAAGUCUCUCAGCGGCCUCCAAGCCCUCUUUCUCUGUCUCCUCCCUGAGUCCCGGGGAUAGGUUUCGCAGACCUCCCAGCCCCAUGGAGGCUCUGAUGGGGAGCCCAAGGAGGUCCGGAGAUACUGGGACCCAUUCCACCUCCCACCUCACCUCGAGUGACAUAUUGAAAGGCCCCAGGCCUUACCAGCGAUGAGAUGUCAUAGACCGAAUAAGAUGUUACUGACACAGCUUACAUGACCCUUGAGGAUGUUUUUGCUCUAAUGAUACCCUGAUUUUAUGCAAGAAACUGUUCAACUUGAGGAAGAUAAUUACCCUAUGAAAACAAUUAUAAUGAAAAAGUAUGAAUAGUUCUUAAUUAGCUUUUUUAAUUGGUAAGACUACGCAUAUUUGUGGCAGAAUCGUCAUUUUAUAAUCACAUGAAAUUAUUCAAAAACCUUGCUGUGUUGAAUAAAAAAAGCAUCAUUUUA
Molecule: messenger RNA, 2920 nt
Organism: Gymnodraco acuticeps
Lineage: Eukaryota; Metazoa; Chordata; Actinopteri; Perciformes; Bathydraconidae
Product: cylicin-1-like
Exons: 22
Coding region: 16-2646 (876 amino acids)
Source: RefSeq, a predicted model, not a curated record